This is a messenger RNA of Cadophora gregata, 1764 nucleotides long. RefSeq lists its product as uncharacterized. Lineage: Eukaryota; Fungi; Ascomycota; Leotiomycetes; Helotiales; Ploettnerulaceae. The transcript has a single exon. The record is from RefSeq and is a predicted model, not a curated record. Bases 1 to 1764 code for a protein of 587 amino acids.
AUGGAGGCGUACUCCAAAGAUCUUGUUGUGUUGAAUGGUUUGGCGAGUUCAAGAAAACUCGCAACUGAGAGUGGUCAGCAUGAUACAGCAGCUGUACUAGACGCUCACAUCAUGAAGCUGGAGAAGGAAAUGAAUGAUGCUAUGACUGAGACGAGAAACGCCAUUCCUCCGAGCCAAGAUGGAACUCCUUGGUGGGUUGGGAAGUCGGAAUACCCAGACCUCACCUGCUGGUGGAUCGAGACGGCUGCUAUGCAUCGACUCAACGAAAGAGCAGAACACCGGAAAGAAGCAUCCUUGAACGCUUUGGUGAAAAAGAUUGACAAGAACUACGACGACAUGGAAAAGAAAAUUCAUGACCAGCCGGAUGAUGAGUUAAAUCAGAUGUCGGACGCUAUAGUGGAAUACAUGAAACGUGAGACUGCACCUAACGCUGUCGAACAGCUCAGCAGCUAUCUUGCUGAUCUCCGACCUGACGAGAGAAUCAAUCUGCGUAUUGUUAAAGAGCUCGAUUUACUGUCGAGAUGGAAAGAUAAUCAAGCUACGGAUGACGUUGGUAUCGGCAGCAUCGAUACUAAGACUCUGUAUCCCUCACAAAGAGAACUACUAGUCGAGGACGCUCUUCGUGCCUUAAGGGAUUACCGACAAGCACUCAUCGCAUACGGCUCUGAAUGCGAAAACAAAGCCGUGUUUGACCUGGUAUCUACAGCAUUGCAUAGAGAUGAAAAUCUCCCUAUGUGGGUUCCAGCCGUGCCAGAUUACAAAAAUGGCUCGAAAGAUUCGUGUUCUUGUGGCGAUGAGUGUAUCAUCGCUUCACUACCUCCCUUGCCAUCUCCACCUGACAUGCCAGACCUGUCGAUUGAAGAUGAAAAAUUGAUCGAACGCCUCAAGCAGUUUGAUGCCGAAGUCCGGGAUUGGUCGACAUACCUCCAACAAGAACUCAGAAGUUAUCGGCACUACCUUUCCACAGGAGGUCAAGUCAACCAAGAUGUGUUGAAAGCCACGAGAGACAUCAUAGCUCUAGCCAAGGGUAAGAGUAAGACAGACCCGCAAGUUAUUGAGGUGUUCUCCAGUCAAGGCUGUACAGGAUCAUGUCAAGAGACUGCCAUCGAGGAAGGGGAUCCGGAUAUUGACGAUAGAGAGCUGAAGGUACGCAAGUUUAAUGAGGAGAGAUUUCGGGCUUUGCCUGGAGAUCUUCAAGUCUUUAACGAGACGGUUUCUAAGAACAUUCAUCGAUUAGAAGUCGAUCGUCGGCUUUUUGGAACAGCACAGAUGCUGGUCGAGAUGGCGGGGGAGAGUUCAGAAGGGAAGGUAGAUGGAAGUGAAAAUGUCACUGAGGUAUUGGAAGGAUUAGUUACAGCUAAGGAAGAGCCCGAAGCCGAAGUUCGUGACACUCUACCUGGAAAAACACCUACGGCCACGACAAUCUCACUCAAUCUGGCCGAACAGGCAAAGGAGAUUGAAGAAGCCACUUUGGACUUGACAGGUGAAGUACAUAGUGACCUGGUAGUGGCGAGUGAGAAGAUUACUACACUGAUAAAACAGAGUGCCGAAGCCGGAAAAAUAGUACAAGACGACCCAAAGAUUCUAGACGAGGCAGAUAAACUCGUCAAGCUGGCCAAGGAAGAAAUCGCUAAUCCACCAAAAGACUUGACCCCAGAAGCCGAGCCACUGAAAAAGGAGAAGCGGAGGAAGACUGUGCGAUUUGCACAAAAGUUGGUGGAGAUACUUGGAGAGAUGAAGCCAUCAUCUUCAAAAAAGAAGUGA